GGGUUUCCAACACCUGUGCCAGUAAGAAGUGUGUUCCUAAGACACCCUAAAUAUUGAAGCUCAUCCAAAUCUAAUUUCCUACAUUUUGCCUCAACCAAACAAAUUGUUAUUUCUUUCUAAGACACACUCACUCUCUCUCUCUAUUUCUCAAACACAUUCAUAGACCAAUACAAUCAUAAGGACGCGGGAUCGAUAAUGAUGGAGCUGUUUGAAACCAAUCCCUUUUUCUGUCACGAUCAGCGAUAUCUGGUUGGUGAGAGCAUGGUUUUCACACACUUGGAUGGAACUGCCGUAUCCCCCCUGUAUCCGGGAAGCGAGGACGGUCUGUCUCCCGUCGGAGAUGCUGGCCAACCCGAACCUAGCUGUGACAGCGGCGGCGAGGAGCACGUGUAUGCACCGCCGAGCCUGAAGUCUCACUGUCCCGGACAGUGCUUGAUCUGGGCAUGUAAAGCCUGCAAGAGGAAAUCAGCCACCACUGACAGAAGGAAGGCGGCGACUCUCAGAGAGAGGAGGAGGCUCAAGAAAAUCAACGAGGCUUUCGAGGCGUUAAAGCGCAGGACGGUGCCAAACCCUAAUCAAAGGCUUCCCAAAGUGGAGAUUCUCCGCAGCGCCAUUCACUACAUCGAGAAACUGCAGGAUCUGUUGCAAAGUCUUGACCAGCAAGAUAAGCUUCGGGAAAACGUGGAGUCGACCAACGCUUGCAUCGGCUCCCGUUCACAGGUGGACACUGACGGCCGGUGGGGAACAAACACCUGUCCUUCUGGAUGGGGAAACCUGUCUGAUCAUUCCAACAUCCUGACUAAACUCCACAAAGAAGGAAAUAACUCGGAAUCAUCAGGAACCAGCAGCCUUCGUUACCUGACCUCCAUAGUAGACAGUAUUUCAACGGACGAAUCGACUACACUAUACAACCACGACUUGAAUGCAAAAAACCGCAGGAGGAACUCCGCAGGUCGGGCAGCAUCUAUGGAAAGGAAUAAAGAAUGGACGUUUCGGCCGAGUCCAUUCGUCGGAACUGGAAAGGGAUGGGGAAGAAGCCAAAAUAAAAAAAGAUGGAUGCAUGGAGAAGGAGUACAAGCGAGAAGAAUGAACACAAAAAAAAAUCUGCGGAUACUGGAAAUCCAGAGCAACAAACAAAGAAUGUUGGAGGAACUCAGUAGGUCAGGCAGCAACUAUGGAAGGGGGAUAAACAGUCAAUGUUUUGGGCUGAAAUCCUUCAUUAGGACUGGAAAGUAAGGGACUGAUGAAAUUUCUUGGCCCAAAACAUAAAUUGUUUUUCCCCUCCAUAGAUGCUGCCUGACUUCCAGCAUUUUAUGCGUGUGGACCCCUUUCUGUAUGUAUUGCCUGACUUGCUUAGUGAUUGCUGAUUUUUUUUCUCUUUCUGUAUGGCUACUGUCUAAAGUGUCCUUGUGUUGCCCAAUGAAUUCUUGCAAGACUAUGGAGCAAGAUCAGAAAAUGCGACUGCACAGCACAGCUCCUUUCUGAAAGCAUUGUUACAGGUAGCCAAAUGGCUGUCCGUCACAUAAAUUUCCAUCUGAUUAUGGUUUCGUUAUUGGAUAGAAGAAACAGCAGAGAUUACCAACCACAACCAUAAAGUUUGCUAGGAGGAGAUCAUUUGGCCAACCAUGCCGAUAAGUCUUUGAAACGAACAGUGUUAUUAUUCCCACUUCUCUGUUUUUAUUUUCCCAUGGCCAAGAAAUUUCCUCCUCGAAGAAACUGUGUCAAAUUUCCUUCUGAAAAGUUUGAUGGACUCUACCCACUGCCCAUUGCACCGCUGACGUUUAAGGCAGCAAUAAAGGUCCUCCAUUUCUGGCUGUGUUAGGGGCUUCCUUCAUCAUGUCAGGAGCUCGGUUUUCACCACUGUCAGUCAUGAAAGUUCCGGGUGGAGACUCGGGAAUACCGUCAAACUCAGAGGUAGAAGGAUUCUUCAUUGUUGUUUCCGUAACAGUUUUGUUGCACCAGUCAGGAUUGUUAGCCCUGAGCUGAACCCUCAAACCUGGAGGACCGGUGGACCAUUUUUAGUCUAGCCUCUACCCUUUGACCUGUUUGGCAUGGGUGACCCUACCAAGAGCCAAAGUAUAAAGUUCAGACUCCAGCCAGCAUAGUUCUCCGGCCGGGUCAUUGAGACACGCAAGCCUCCAAACCACGAUAACGCUGUGGUUCUCUUGGAGGAUGUUUGAUUCUAAUUUCACAAAUUUUUUGGCAGGCUGAAACUUUUUUCUCACUUCUCCAUGCAAGUUUAUGCAUUAAUAUUGAUUUUUUUGGCGUAUCUGAUAUUAAAUUUAAAGAGCUCAAUCUCCCAAUGACAGAUCCAUCCGGAUUGAUCUGGAUAGCAAGCCAAUCGCCAGUAUCAUUCUGAAGUGUCCUGAAUACGCUUGGUCAAAAUAUUGAAACACAAUCCGACAAGUCCUAAUUCCCUUCAACCUUGCCUCUCUCUUUGACAAGGAUUAUCGUCUUUUGAAUACUUAAGUACUGAAAAAGUAGCUUUAAUCCACGAAUAAAUAUUUUCCUAAAAAGAAUGAUAAGUAACUCAUCUCACGAUAACUGUAAGAAUGCGCUGCCUGAACAAGUCGGUGAUUAAACGCUCCAGAAUUCACAUGACAAUAAUCCCGGACCCUGUUAAAAGUAGAGAACGUGCUGCUGACCAACAGCACAACAAUAUUUGCGGUAAAAAAAAGUUUAAAAAAAUAUAAAUCAGUGUUACUAUAAAAUAACGAGCUUGCAUAUUGUGGUUGAAGUAAGUAAACAAUUUUCACUAUAAUUUAUUAAUCGAAAUGAUACGAUUGAAAUUACAAAUAUGUGAGAUUUGCAAUUUUCUCGCAAGAUAUUUUGUCUCAACCGUGCGCCAAAAUCAGGUGAACAACGAGCAAUUAUCACAAGAUUAAUCCACCACAUUUCCCGGUUCUUGUAUGUAUUAAACCAGAGCUGGAUUGGAUAUGGGUGCUGUCCUCGGAUUCCGCCUUUGGUUCAAGUUUGCGUCGCGAAACAGCGGUCCUAACAUUCCUGGUGUUCCAGGGGAGUAGUUAACCUUUGAACCUUUCAAUUACCUCCAGUCACACCGAACUUCCGGCCUUCAGAGGCCAAUAUGACCAAUUCAUUUGAAAGAAACUUUUACCAAUCAGACACAUCAGUACAGGUGGGGACUGAGUUAAACUGUUGUUGGAUUUGAAAUAUAGAUUUCAGAUUUUAAAUUAUUACAAUUGAAAUGGGUGGCAAAAUAGUUGUGCACUAGUGGAAUUGAAGAGUAAGAAAAUUAUUAAAUCCAGAUGUUCUCCGCGGCAAGUUUCAGCAAAAUUAACGCACUCCUUCCUGCGUUACAUACAGCUACUUCACUGACUGAUUAGAAACAAAACGCUUCUCUAGAUUAAAUCAGAAAACAGUUCGUUUACAUUUCACCAUCUUGAACUGAGUGUGUCCAUUCUAUUUUAUGCUGCUGGCUUGGUAGAGUCGAAUUAGAAACCUUGACAUUUAUUCAAGGGCGCUGUGACAAUUAUAUGUAGUGUUACUAAAUUCAGACAGUCAUAUACCUUUUCCUUCUACAGAUCUGAUCCAAUACUGUCUUGGCAGUAGAGAUUUGGUAUAUGGGUAAAUCAGAAAUGCCAUCCAUAUAUCAUCAUUUGAUUUGUUACUCUUGGUGGGGCGGGGGGGAUCCAAAAUACUCGGGUUCAGAUUUGGAUUCUGAUUCUGAUAUUGAAUCAUUUAUCACGUGUAUAUCGAAACUUUCAGUGAAAUGUGUUCUUUGUGUUAACAACCAACACACUCAAGGAUGUGCUGGAGGCAGUCCGCAAGUGUUGCCACACGUUCCAGUGCCAACAUAACAUGCCCACAUUGUUGCCCCACAUUCUGGUGCCAACAUAACACGCCCAGAUUGUUGCCCCACAUUCUGGCGCCAACAUAACAUGCCCACAUUGUUGCCCCACAUUCCAGUGCCAACAUAUACCCACAUUGUUGCCCCACGUUCCAGUGCCAACAUAACGUGCCCACGUUGUUGCCCCACAUUCCAGUGCCAACAUAACAUGCCCACGUUGUUCAGCACAACCCAAGACAGAACACAAUCAGCAACAUCGGAACAAAACAGUACAAGAAGACGCUUUCGCACUCUUCCACCCCUCACACACCCUGGACGGAGUUAUUCGGAGCCCCCAAUCCUUGGCCUAGGACUCUCCAACUCGCAAACAUUGGGCCUCCAACCUCCAAUCUCUGGUUCAGACUCCUAGACUUGUAGAUAUCAAACGUAGAAGGACAUAAUACUGGACUGGCAAGUAUAACCCAGAAAAGUAAUGAUGAACAUAACGUCCUUUUUAAGCCAGGGUAGAUAACAAAUACAAAAGUUUGAAUAAGUGGUUCCAACAUUAUAACUUAACAUACAUGAGGUGUUUUAUCAUGCAACACUGAAACUUGAAAAUACCAGGACAAUUGAUGAAAGAAAUUCAAAUUGAUUUCGUGGGAGAAGGCAGGGAAUUACGUGUGUUUUUCCAGAGGGCGGUUCGCAUAUGGUAGUGUACCCGAGGGGAUCCUUUCAACAUUAUCAAAAACUUGAAAAUUAGAAAUGGACAGGGCAGUCAGCAAGAUGAUAUUAGACAUGAAAAAAAAAUGCAGAUUUAUUUACUGCAUUCAUUUAUUGAGAUACCGCUCGGAAUAGAUCCUUCCGGCCCUCCAAGUCGCACCGCCCGGCAAUCUCCUAAUUUAACCCCCUCCUAAUCACGGGACAAUUUACAAUGACCAACUAACCUACCAAGCGGUGUAUCUCUGGACUGUGGUUGGAAACCGGAGCAUUUGGGGGAAGCCCAUGCGGUCACGGGGAGAAGGUACAAACUCAUUUUCAGGUUUAUUAUCACUGUUUUAAAUAAUGCAAAACGUGUUGUUUUGU
Mobula hypostoma (lesser devil ray) is the source of this 4870-nucleotide messenger RNA. It is a transcript of the gene myf6, whose product is annotated as myogenic factor 6. Lineage: Eukaryota; Metazoa; Chordata; Chondrichthyes; Myliobatiformes; Myliobatidae. Gene Ontology annotation, molecular function: RNA polymerase II cis-regulatory region sequence-specific DNA binding; protein dimerization activity; DNA-binding transcription factor activity, RNA polymerase II-specific. The transcript is spliced from 6 exons. The record is from RefSeq and is a predicted model, not a curated record. Gene Ontology annotation, biological process: muscle organ development; positive regulation of myoblast differentiation; skeletal muscle cell differentiation. Bases 196 to 1236 code for a protein of 346 amino acids.